Lichtheimia ornata is the source of this 1992-nucleotide messenger RNA. Its product is annotated as aspartate-tRNA ligase. The transcript is spliced from 11 exons. The record is from RefSeq and is a predicted model, not a curated record. Gene Ontology annotation, biological process: aspartyl-tRNA aminoacylation. Gene Ontology annotation, molecular function: nucleic acid binding; aspartate-tRNA ligase activity; ATP binding. Gene Ontology annotation, cellular component: cytoplasm; mitochondrion. NCBI's taxonomy places the organism in Eukaryota, Fungi, Mucoromycota, Mucoromycetes, Mucorales, Lichtheimiaceae. The coding region runs from base 1 to 1992 and encodes 663 amino acids.
AUGUCAACACGCAUUGCUCACAUUGUCCAAAGGGGUACCACCACUUUGGCUAUCACUCGACAACGAUCCUUACAACCCACCCUACGCUUUGCAUCGCUACGACGACAACGACUCCAUGCCAGCUGUCAGAUUAAAAGCAAGCAACAUGAGCCUUCUAUGGUUGGAUACAGAGACAGCGAUCGCUUCCAUGGCAACUAUCCACAACGCACUAUAAAGUGUGGUCACCUUGGUGUGAAGAACGAAGGCGAACGUGUUGUAUUGAGUGGAUGGGUACAAACGCCCAGAGCCAUGUCUCAGGAUCUCAUCUUCAUUCCUAUCCGAGAUGCUACUGGUACUACACAACUUGUUUUUCGAUCGGGUGAUUCACAACUUCGAGCUGAUAUCCAAAAGUUGACUACCGAGAGCGUGAUUUGUGCUGAAGGCAUUGUACGCAAACGCCCUGAAGAGAUGAUCAACAAGCAGCAGAGCACAGGCGCCAUCGAAGUAGAACUUGACAAGAUUUAUUGCUUGAAUCCAGCAUCGACAUCUUUACCCUUUUGGCCAUCACAACCAUUAAAGAACCUGCCAAAUGAAGAAGUGCGUUUACGAUACCGCUAUUUGGAUUUACGUCGACCUGAGCUUCAGAACAAUAUCCGCCUUCGAUCCAAAGUCGCCAAUACAGUACGCCAAUGCUUGAUAGACAAUGACUUUGUCGAGAUUGAAACCCCCACCCUUUUCAAGUCUACCCCUGAAGGUGCUCGAGAAUACAUCGUUCCAACACGCAAGAAAGGCGCAUUUUAUGCAUUACCACAAAGCCCACAACAACACAAGCAAAUGCUGAUGGCUGCUGGUUUUGAUCGCUAUUUUCAAAUUGCUCGGUGUUUUCGAGACGAGGAUCUUCGAGCGGAUCGACAGCCCGAAUUUACACAGAUAGAUUUAGAAAUGUCCUUUGUUACUCCACGGGAUAUCCAAAGCAUUGUACAAGGUUUCAUCACUCGGAUUUGGGAUAAGGCACUUGGCAUCAAAUUGGAUGAUUCUACCUUCCGCCACAUGACCUAUCAUGAAGCCAUGACCAAGUAUGGCUCGGACAAGCCCGAUGUGCGCUUUGAUAUGCAGAUCAAGGAUAUUGGCAGCUACUUGCCCGAUAUGGUUGACAAGAACUCGGUCUUGGAUUGCUUGGUUGUCAAAAAGGGUGCUGCUUCUUUGACAGGUGGAACGCUCAAGGCGAUGCAAAAGGAACUGGAACUUGCUGAUGAAAAGGACUUUGCAUUUGUCAAGAUCAAUGAAAACAAUAUCCACUCAUGGCCAUCCAAAUGUGGAAAGCUAAAGCAUUCGAGCCACGCUCAACAAGCAAGUGCCAUGAAUACCGAGUUGGGGAUUGAUAUUGGUGAUUUGGUUUUGGUUCACAAACGUGAGCAAUACCUCUAUGGUGGCAAUACAUUGAUGGGACGUGUUCGGUUACACUUGGCCGGUGUUUUGCAAGACCUUGGUGUCAUGAAGCUGGAUCCCAACGCAUACAAGUUUUUAUGGAUCGAAUCAUUCCCCCUAUUCACCCCAGACGAACAAGGCAUUCGCACUUGGCAAGCCACCCAUCAUCCUUUUACUGCACCCUUUGAUGAAGAUAUCACGUUAUUGGCUACCGAUCCCGCCAAGGUGCGCGGCCAACAUUAUGAUUUGGUGCUCAAUGGUAUGGAAAUUGGUGGCGGCUCCAUCCGUAUCCAUUCCCCUGUCAUGCAAAACUUUAUCUUUGAUAAAGUACUUCAGUUGGAAAGACAUGAAUACGAACGAUUCGAUCACUUGAUUGAUGCAUUAAGUGCAGGCUGUCCUCCUCAUGGUGGCAUUGCUCUUGGUUUUGAUCGAUUAAUGUCCAUCCUUUGUCACGCAUCCUCUAUCCGUGAUGUGAUCGCUUUCCCCAAGGCUGCUGGUGGUAAAGACCUGGUUGUCAAUAGCCCAUCGGAAGUCACUCCCGCUCAAUUGAAUGAAUAUGGCUUAAAGUUAGCUGAUAAAGAAUAA